This is a messenger RNA of Tetranychus urticae (two-spotted spider mite), 3075 nucleotides long. Its product is annotated as transferrin. NCBI's taxonomy places the organism in Eukaryota, Metazoa, Arthropoda, Arachnida, Trombidiformes, Tetranychidae. The record is from RefSeq and is a predicted model, not a curated record. Gene Ontology annotation, cellular component: recycling endosome; early endosome; extracellular region. Gene Ontology annotation, biological process: iron ion transport.
CAAAACAACUUUUUAACCAAAAAAUAACCAAAGCUAAUUGUAAUGAUAAUUCUGACGGAAGGAUGGGCGUGAUAAGGUGGUUUCUUUUUUCAGUGAUGCGUUUAAAUAAUACGAGAUUCGCUAUUCUCUCUCUAAACAGAUAAAAGACUCACGUACUUUUCACUAAUACCUUUUAAUAACCACUUUGAAAAUUGGUGAGGAAACUUGAUCAAGUCUUGCUGACCAGUUUCCAUGUGAAUACAGUUUUUGUGAUUUUGUGAUAUAAACAACUCAUUGGACUAAAUUUAAUCAACAUUAAUCCAACUCUUUAAAGUAAAGUUAAAAGUUUUAGACAAAUCUUUUCAUCCACUUCUUUUCAUCCACUUCGAAGUUUUUUGCUGGCAACUUUUACAUUGGCGCUUUUUUGUUUUCAAAUCAAAAGACUAUUUUGAUUAAACAUCAAUCAACUAUUUAGUUGAUUUGAUUUAUCCGAAGCUUUGGAGCUCAAUGAUGGAUACGAAUGUGUACAAACGAGCUUUCCCUCUUUUCUGGUUCCUUUUACUCAUAGCAUCUGUGAAUACACAAAAAACAAACAUCCUAUUAUGUGUUCCAGAGGAUUUAAUCAAUGAAUGUCAUACAAUGGCUAAUCUUUUUCCAGGUCUGAUAACUUGUAUUUCAGCUAAAGACAAGUUUGCUUGCAUGGGAACAAUUGCUCGAGGUGAAGCCGACACUAUGAAUGUUGAUCCAGAGGAUCUUUACCUGGCUGGAUCGAUAUUUGGACUUGAACCUUUUUUGAUGGAAGAAUAUGAGCGAAGACGUUUCAGGUAUCGAGCAGCUGUCCUUAUACCUAAGAGUUCAGACAUUUCCUCGAUAAAUGAUUUGAAAGGUAAAAAAUCUUGUCACACUGGUUAUGGACGGAAUGCUGGUUGGUACAUGCCGAUGGGACAGUUGAUCUCUGAAAGAGUAAUACAACAAGAUUGUCGAAGUUUACUUCACACGGCUUCCAAUUUUUUCAGUCAAAGUUGCCUUCCAGGUCGAUGGUCUAAAGAUCCACUUGUUGAUAAACACUUAAAACGUCAACAUCCAAAGCUUUGUAAACUCUGCAAGGAUCCAUUCAGUUGUUCCGAUUCAGAUGAAUAUGCUGGUUACGAAGGAGCAAUCAAAUGUCUUCUCGAUGGACGAGGUCAAGUUGCUUUUACAACCAUUGAAGCCACGGUUCAAUUGUUUGGUAAAUUGUCACCUGAUUUGAUCGAGGAAUACCAAUUCUUGUGUCCAAAUGGUGCAAGGGAAAAGAUUAAUUACAAUGCCUGUGAUUGGGGUAAAAGACCAAAUAACGUUUGGGUUAUAAGACCUGAUAGACUACAAGAUCCAAGAAGAGCCCAAGAUCGUAAAUUGUUUUACAAUUUUCUUGAACAAAUACAUUUCCGUAAUAAGGUAACUCCAACUCGUCCAUUCCCUCCUUUAUGGUUUGAUAAAGUCUUCGUUUCAAGUGUUAAUGUGACAAAUAUUGUUAAAAUUGUUGGACCUGGUGGACGAGAUACAAUGACCUAUGGGGAAUAUUUAAGUGAAUAUGUUAAUUCCAUUAACCUUUCAACUGGAUGCAAUAAAAAAAUCAUUCGAUUAUGUACAUCAUCUCAAGCUGAACUAUUUAAAUGUUUAGAUCUUCAAAAAGUGGCUUAUUCUCGACGAAUUACUCCAGAAAUUAGAUGUGAAAAUCCUGGUUAUUCAUUAGAAAGUUGCAUUAAAUCAGUUGCUUCAGGAAAUUCUGAUAUAAUUAGUCUUGAAGCUGGUGACUUUUAUAAAGCAGCAAGAUAUCGAGGACUUAAACCAAUUGCUCGAGAACGUAAGAAUGGUACUAACAUUGCUUCAUAUGCUGUGGCAGUCGUUCGGGUUCCAAGUGAAAUCAACAGUCUCCAAGAUUUAGCGAAUGCUUCAGCUUGUUCAACAGGAUUUGGAGAUAUUUCUGGUUGGAUUUCACCAAUUGGAUCACUUAUUUCCCAAGGAUUGAUACCUCGAGAAACUUGUAGUCGUUCAUCAGAAGUAUCGAGAUUUUUCCGUUCUAUGUGUGUCCCUGGAGCUGGUGAUUAUCGUUAUAAUGUUAAUGUUUCUGGUGCCGAUGUCUUAUGUCGUCUUUGCUCUGGAGAUGGUAAAGGUGGCCAUAUUUGCGAGAAAUCAAGUCUUGAAUUGUACAAUGGGGAAACAGGUGCCUUCCGUUGUUUAGGGGAACGUAAAGGUGAUGUGGCCUUUGUCAGCCAUUCAACUCCACUUCGUUUCACUGACCGCCAUACAUUUAAUUCAAAUGAAUAUUGGGCUACCAGUUUACGAUCAGAUGAUUUUCGAUUGCUCUGUUCUUCAGGUGGACAAGCGCCAAUCAAAGAUUAUGAGAAAUGUCACAUUGCUCAAGUACCUUCAAGAUUUAUUGUCACACGGAAUAACAUCAAUUAUGAAAAUUAUACACAUAUUGUUUCCUUCCUAUCAAGUCUUUCCGAGGUAUUUACGGGUAAAGCUCGUUACUCAUUUAAAUUGUUUGGACAUUAUGAAGGCGAAUCUAAUCUACUUUUUGGUGAUUCAACUGAUUCCAUUGUCGCUUUGGAUGAAGAUGCUGAUUAUACUCAAGAAUUGGGCCAAUUUCUUCCCAUAUUGAAAAACAUGGACCAAAUUGCAUGCGAAAACUCAGCCAUCUUGUUAUCUCAUUCAAAUAGAUUCUUUAUUUAUAUACUUACAUUCAUUUCAAGCUGGUUAAUAUUUGCGCCUUGGAAUUGACUUUUUAAAUUCCAAUAAAUCUUCAAAUUUGAAGGAAUGUGGAAGGAACCGAAUAUGUUUCCCAAAGAGUUACUCGAAGAUUUAGAGUUAAAGACUUAUUAGGAACAAAAUGGAUUCUUUUCCUACAAAUUGGUGUAAAUAAUUGCAAUUGAAAUUACUAUUAUCUUUGUAAAUGCAAUCUUACUUAUCUUCUUGUCUACACUUUUUACCAAAAUGUUGACUGAAAUCAAAAUGAAAAUCUAAAUCAAUAUUUUUUCCCUAUUCAAACCAAUUUUUGCUUUCUUUGUUAUCGUUUUAUUGAAAUCUGAAAUAAACUCUUAUUUUUUGUCGUUA